Grammomys surdaster is the source of this 5215-nucleotide messenger RNA. It is a transcript of the gene Mllt10, whose product is annotated as MLLT10 histone lysine methyltransferase DOT1L cofactor. Gene Ontology annotation, molecular function: nucleosome binding; histone binding. Gene Ontology annotation, cellular component: nucleus. The transcript is spliced from 23 exons. Gene Ontology annotation, biological process: regulation of transcription by RNA polymerase II. Lineage: Eukaryota; Metazoa; Chordata; Mammalia; Rodentia; Muridae. The record is from RefSeq and is a predicted model, not a curated record. The coding region runs from base 357 to 3566 and encodes 1069 amino acids.
GCGCGCACGCAGGCCUCGCCUCUCCGGGCCGCCUCCCUCACGCCGGCCGCAGGGCGGGCCGACGCGUACGCCGGGUGACGCUCGCUCGGAGGAGGAAGCGCAGCCCCUUCCCCUCCCUCGCCGCCCCGGGCCCAGCGGGAGCCCCCCAGUGCGCCUGUGCGGAGGCCUGCUUGAUUAUGUGUGCCCUCCUCGGGCGGCGGCGUUAGCGGCCGGGUGGAGGUGGGGAGGGAGGACGCCGCGGAGGAGGAGGAGGAGGAGGAGGAGGAGGAGGCGGUGGCGGGGAGGUGGGGGGAUUCAGCAAGGACAUGGCUCCUGAGUCCUGUGCGGAACGUGAGUGACUGAGCGGCAAAGCCCGAAUGGUCUCUAGCGACCGGCCCGUGUCACUGGAGGACGAGGUCUCCCAUAGUAUGAAGGAAAUGAUUGGAGGCUGUUGCGUUUGCUCAGACGAGAGAGGCUGGGCCGAGAACCCUCUGGUUUAUUGCGACGGGCACGGCUGCAGCGUCGCGGUGCAUCAAGCUUGCUAUGGCAUUGUUCAAGUACCUACUGGACCAUGGUUUUGUAGGAAAUGUGAAUCUCAGGAGAGAGCAGCCAGAGUGAGAUGUGAGCUGUGUCCCCAUAAAGAUGGAGCUUUAAAAAGAACAGAUAAUGGGGGUUGGGCUCAUGUGGUUUGUGCCCUCUAUAUUCCAGAGGUACAAUUUGCCAAUGUUUCUACAAUGGAGCCAAUCGUUUUACAGUCUGUCCCACAUGAUCGUUAUAAUAAGACUUGCUAUAUAUGUGAUGAACAAGGAAGAGAAAGCAAAGCAGCCACUGGUGCUUGCAUGACAUGUAAUAAACAUGGAUGUCGACAGGCUUUCCAUGUAACAUGUGCUCAGUUUGCCGGGCUGCUUUGUGAAGAAGAAGGGAAUGGUGCAGACAAUGUCCAGUACUGUGGUUACUGUAAAUACCACUUUAGUAAGCUGAAAAAGAGCAAACGGGGAUCUAAUAGGUCAUAUGAUCAAAGUUUAAGUGAUUCUUCCUCUCACUCUCAGGAUAAACAUCAUGAGAAAGAGAAAAAAAAAUAUAAAGAAAAGGACAAACACAAACAAAAACACAAGAAGCAACCAGAACCAUCACCUGCCUUGGUUCCUUCUUUGACGGUUACUACAGAAAAAACUUAUACAAGCACUAGCAACAACUCUAUAUCUGGAUCAUUGAAGCGCUUGGAAGACACUGCAGCAAGAUUUACAAAUGCAAAUUUCCAGGAAGUCUCUACCCAUACCUCUAGUGGAAAAGAUGUUUCAGAGGCUAGAGGGUCAGAGGGUAAAGGGAAGAAAUCUUCAGCUCACAGCUCAGGUCAAAGGGGAAGGAAGCCUGGUGGUGGAAGAAAUCCAGGAACAACUGUAUCAGCAUCUAGCCCCUUUCCACAAGGCAGUUUUUCUGGAACUCCAGGCAGUGUAAAGUCAUCUUCUGGAAGUUCAGUGCAGUCUCCCCAGGACUUCUUAAGCUUCACAGACUCAGAUUUACGAAAUGACAGUUACACUCACACCCAGCAGUCAUCAUCAACCAAAGAUGGACAUAAAGGAGAGUCUGGGAGCCAGGAAGCGGGAGCAAACAGCUUCAGCUCUUUAGUUGGUCACCCUGUGACCUCAACUGUUAUUUCACAGCCUAAAAGCUUUGACAAUUCACCUGGAGAGUUGGGCAGUUCCAGCCUCCCUACAGCAGGAUAUAAGCGGGCUCAGACUUCUGGUAUAGAAGAAGAAGCUGUAAAGGAAAAGAAACGGAAAGGAAAUAAACAAAGCAAGCAUGGCCCUGGCCGACCCAAAGGAAACAAAAAUCAAGAAAAUGUUUCUCACCUCUCAGUUUCUUCUGCUUCACCAACAUCAUCCGUAGCAUCGGCUGCAGGAAGUGUGACAAGCUCUAGUCUUCAGAAAUCUCCUACGCUGCUCAGGAACGGAAGUUUGCAGAGUCUCAGUGUAGGCUCAUCUCCAGUUGGUUCAGAAAUUUCCAUGCAGUAUCGACAUGAUGGAGCUUGUCCAACAACUACCUUCUCAGAGUUGCUGAAUGCAAUACACAAUGGUAUUUAUAACAGCAAUGAUGUAGCCGUAUCCUUCCCAAACGUGGUGUCUGGCUCAGGAUCUAGUACUCCUGUCUCUAGCUCUCAUAUACCUCAGCAGUCAUCUGGGCAUUUGCAACAGGUGGGAGCUCUCUCCCCCUCAGCUGCGUCGUCUGUAACCCCUGCUGCUGCUACAACUCAGGCAAAUCCCGUUUCUGGAUCCUCUCUUAGUCAGGCACCAGCCCAUAUGUAUGGCAGUAGAUUAAAUCAAAAUCCAUCCAUGGCAGUUCUUAUAGCUCAGUCUGAAAGCAGCCAAACAGAACAAGAUCUUGGAGACAAUGCCCGAAGCCUGGUUGGUCGAGGAAGCUCACCCCGAGGAAGCCUCUCUCCAAGAUCCCCUGUGAGCAACUUACAGAUUCGAUAUGAUCAACCAAGCAAUAGUAGUUUGGAAAAUCUGCCUCCAGUAGCAGCAAGUAUUGAACAACUCUUGGAGAGGCAGUGGAGUGAAGGACAGCAGUUUUUAUUAGAACAGGGUACUCCUAGUGACAUUUUAGGAAUGUUAAAGUCAUUACAUCAACUUCAAGUUGAAAAUCGAAGAUUAGAAGAACAGAUUAAAAAUUUGACUGCCAAAAAAGAACGUCUUCAGUUGUUGAACGCGCACCUUUCAGUGCCUUUCCCAGCGAUAACAACAAACCCCAGUCCGUGUCAUCAGACCCACACGUACACAGCACAGACCGCUCCUACUACUGAUUCAUUGAACAGCAGUAAGAGCCCACAUAUAGGAAGUAGCUUUUUACCUGACAACUCUCUUCCUGUAUUAAAUCAGGACUUGACCUCCAGUGGACAAAGCACCAGCAGUUCUUCUGCCCUUUCUACUCCCCCUCCUGCUGGGCAGAGUCCUGCUCAGCAAGGCUCUGGAGUCAGUGGGGUUCAGCAAGUCAAUGGCGUGACAGUGGGGGCGCUAGCUAGUGGAAUGCAGACUGUCACGUCCACCAUUCCUGCUGUGUCCGCAGUGGGUGGGAUAAUUGGAGCUUUGCCAGGUAACCAACUGGCAAUUAACGGCAUUGUAGGAGCUUUAAACGGUGUUAUUCAGACUCCAGUCACAAUCUCCCAGAACCCUGCCCCCCUCACCCACACCAGUGUACCACCUAAUGCAGCACACCCCAUGCCGGCAGCCGCACUGACUAACAGUGCCUCGGGACUAGGACUGCUGUCGGACCAGCAGAGGCAGAUGUUCAUCCAGCAGCAGCAAUUCCAGCAGCUGCUGAACUCCCAGCAACUCACACCCGAACAGCAUCAAGCCUUCCUGUACCAGCUGAUGCAGCAGCAGCAGCACCACCCACCCGAGCUCCAGCAGCUGCAGCUCCCAGGGCCCACGCAGAUCCCCAUCAACAACCUCCUUGCAGGUACUCAGGCGCCCCCACUUCACACGGCUACCACCAACCCUUUCCUCACCAUCCAUGGAGACAGCACAAGCCAGAAAGUCACAAGACUUAGUGAUAAAACUGGGCCUGUAACUCAAGAGAAAAGUUGACACUUGAAAAUUGCCAGAACUCGGCUCUCCUGCUGCUUUGUGCUUCACUGGCUGCUGCAGUGUCUGCCAUAGCUAUGAAGAAGGGCGGUGGGAACGCACAGGGGAAGAUGCCACACAUACCCUUGUGAGGCUCUGAGUAAUUUUCUUGUUGCUUUGUUGCACUGAAAUGGAAUUCCUAUAUCCCCACCCCCUACCAAAGUGUUUGAACUUUGGAAGAAAAAUUAAUAACUUUUUGUCAAUGAAAUAAUUCACAUGCAAUGAGUUUAUUAAUCCAAGAAAAAAAUGUAAUGUGCUUGGUGCACAGCUAGUUUUGUUAUAAAUUGGAGACAUAUAAAACUAAAGACUAUUCUAUUUGCAAACCACUUGGUUAUAUCAUAAAAGUUGGAAUAGGAAAUAUCUUAUUGGGAUAGAGUGUGCUUGUUCCAUGGGGCAGAUCUUAAGUUUUGAGAACUGUCUGAUUUCUUCUCUUGGAGUUAUAUUCAUUAAAUAUUGUGAUUACACAGAUCCUCAACUGGGGCUUUGCAAAUGUUGUUUUAAAGAAUUCCUUUCUAAUGACAUUUGUCCAUUUGGAGAUCAGAUUAGGAUGGAGACAACUGCUUCUGCUAACAGUAAUUUUCUUUUGCAAAAAAAAAAAUUUUUUUUUUGUGUGUGUGUGUGUGUUAAAACCUACUGAGAUCUCGAGUUAAGUGAGUUCUAAGGCUGCUGGGAGAACCAGAUCAAUUGGAAGUGAAUAGUUUCUUUCAGAAAGAGAUACCAAUGUGGAAACUGCUGGAAGGUUCUGGCAUCAACCAAGUGCCUGUUGGGACCUCCCUGGGUAGAAAGGGCUUUGUACAGCAGGGUAGGCCACUUGUGCCAGCAGCCUUCCCCAUGCAUGCUUCUGCCUCUGUUGAACUUUUCUGUACCACCAUAGAGCGCUCAGGCAAACUGUCCACAAGGAAACAAGUAGAUCUGGGAAGAGCAUAGAUGCUUGUUUAUUUCACCAGUCUCUCAAAACCACCCACUGGAACAAUCACAGGAGCCAGCACAGUUCUUAAAACCUGUCCCACAGCCUUUCGACUUUGAGUAGCUAUGCUCUUGACUGUGACAAUAUGGCAGACUAGUAGGUUAAACAGUUGGGGACAGAAUCAUCGGUCUGUUUCUGAAACGCAUGAAUUGAAUUACUAGUGGAAAAGGCCCAGCUGCAGUUGGCCCUCCACUGUGUGCUUAGCUGGAAGAACGCGCUAGCUUAGCAGUCUGUCUCCUGUGACGCUGCACACUUCUUACCUCACUUCUGUAAAUAAGGUUGUGAAUCUGUUUUGUAAUGUGAAAAAUUCAUAAGAUAACAUUGAUAUUUUGAUUUGUAAUAUUUCUAAUUGGUAGAUUUAAUUGAAAAGUAAAAUUAAUUUAUUUUUAUAUGUUCAGGGGAAUUUUAAAGAAAGUCAAGCCUUUUGUAGAUAAUUUAAAAGAAUCAGUGUGGUUUAUUUUACGUAUGUAACCCACUGGUUGUUAUUCUGUAACAAUUUGUAUAAAUGGUAAAUUUUUGAAUGUGCUGUUAUUUUACUUAGAUGUAAAAUUCCACAUGUAUUAAAAUGUACAAAGUUUUUGUUAAUAAAAUUUAAUGAUGUUUAUAGCCCCAUGCCCUUCUUUUUCGGAGCGGCGGCUGUCCUGAA